GUUCACCAGUGUCUGCAGUAUCCGUCGACAUCAGUCGACAUUGGUCGGCAUUCACCAAUGACAGGAGUGAAUGACGGUUUGCGGAAAAUUUCAAAGUUCCAACAAUGGUUUGCUUGACGUGUUGGUUAUUAAGUGUUACUGUUAUAUUAAUAAUAAUACGAGUUCUAUGUCUUGUUACUCGCGGUAAAGAUAAAAAUGUCUGUGUCGUUGUAUUGGGCGAUUUGGGUAGAAGCCCAAGAAUGGAAUAUCAUGCUUUAUCUUUCGUGAAAGAAGGUUUCACGGUAAAUCUCAUAGGUUACCCGGGUUCUCCGCCUUUGAAGGAGUUGCGAGAGAAUUCUUCCGUAAAAAUUCAUUAUCUAAAACCUCCUCCAGAGUUGCAGGACAGAUUGUCACGUUUGCCAUCAUAUAUUUUGAAAGUACUAUGGCAAACUGUUACAUUGGCUGCUGUGCUUUUUAAACAACACUCGAGUUAUUUGAUCAUGCAAAAUCCACCGGCUAUACCAACAAUAUUUGUUUGUUGGCUUUAUUGUUUUGCUGUGAGAGCACAGUUCAUUAUAGACUGGCACAAUUAUGCUCAUUCUAUAAUGGCUUUGAGUUUGGGAAGGAAUCAUUUGCUAGUUAAGGCAGCAAAGUGUAUCGAGACCUUCUUUGGGAGGCAGGCAUGUAAAAGUUUCUGUGUUACUAAGGCUAUGAAAAUGAAUUUAGAAGAAGAGUGGGGCAUCAAGGCUGAGGUACUUUAUGAUCGACCAGCAGAUGAAUUUCAUCCAAUACGGUUGGAAGAGAAGCAUGAAUUGCUAUUGAGAUUAAGCAAAACCUAUGAUGUUUUCAAAGGUGAUAAAAAGAAUUCCACAGCAUUUACAGAGUGUUUACCAGAUGGAGUAAUAGUACUGCGUCCCAAUAGACCUGGUUUAAUAGUAUCGAGCACUAGCUGGACCGAAGAUGAAGAUUUUUCUGUGCUACUAGAUGCUUUAGAAGAUUAUGAGAUUGUUGUUGAUACCAAUGAAUUGAAACUACCAGAUCUGAUUUGCGUGAUAACUGGACGGGGUCCAUUGAAAGAUUUUUAUAUUUCCAUAAUUAAAUUAAAAAAAUGGAAACAUGUAACUAUCAUAACACCUUGGCUUGAAACAGAAGAUUAUCCUAAACUAUUAGCAAGUGCUGAUUUGGGAGUUUCCCUUCACUCCUCAUCGAGUGGUCUUGAUUUACCCAUGAAAGUAGUAGACAUGUUCGGAUGUGGACUUCCUGUUUGCGUCUAUAAAUAUCAAUGCAUCCACGAGCUGGUGAAGCACAAUGAAAACAGCUUGGUGUUCUUGGGCGAUAGAGAAUUAGCUGACCAACUGAAAAGCUGGUUUAAGAAUUUUCCAAAUAGCACGGAACAACGGAAAAGAGAGGAAAGAUUCAAAAAUGAGUUAAUCAAAUUUCAGGAAUUGCGAUGGCAUGGUAAUUGGUCGCUCAAAGUGAAUGCAAAUCUUAACGACCGACCAAUCAUAGGCGUCCUUACUCAGGAAAUCAGCUACCACCUGAACCAGAAGUAUCCAGAUUCGUACACCAGUUAUAUCGCAGCAUCCUACGUGAAGUUCGUCGAAGGAGCAGGCGCACGCGUGGUACCAAUAUGGAUCGGUCAAAACGAAACCUACUACGAAGACAUUCUGCGGAAAGUAAAUGGAGUCUUAUUUCCUGGUGGUUCGACUUACUUUAAUCAAAGCAACGGUUAUGCAGAUGCCGGUGAAACGAUAUACAGAAUUGCCAAACGAGCCAAUGACAAUGGUGAUUACUUUCCUCUCUGGGGUAUUUGUCUAGGAUUUGAAUUGUUAACGUAUCUCGCCGCAAAUCGUGUUGAACACAGAAGCACGUGUUCCAGUAACGACCAGCCGUUGCCGCUGAAAUUUAAAUCUGAUUUUAAAGACAGCAGAAUGUUCCACGAGGUACCGAAUGACAUCGUUGACAUUCUUUGGAACGAAGAAGUCACAGCGAAUUAUCACCGCUACUGCGUGACAGAGCAAGAUUUAAAGAAGGUCAAUCUAACUAAGGAAUUUCGUGUGAUGUCGCUGAAUCAUGAUCGGAACGGUUUGGAAUUUAUUUCGACUCUGGAACACAAAGUCUAUCCAUUCUACGGUGUACAGUUUCAUCCGGAAAAAAAUAUCUAUGAGUGGAAGAAUACCAAGAACAUACCGCACGGUCGAAAGGCCACAAGAGUCAGUCAGUAUUUUGCAGAUUUCUUCGUGAACGAAGCACGCAAGAACAACCACAACUUUUCAACGUCUGCUGAAGAAUUAAAAAGUCUGAUUUACAAUUAUCCAACGACAUACACUGCCCUCCAGUAUUCGGCAUUUGUACAGUGUUACAUGUUCAAUGAGACGUCCUUGAAUCAGGCCCAAUUUUUUGGGACCACUUCCUAAGGUGUAACACAUGUUGCCAUAUGAGAAUUGAUAUCUCUGUGAAGAUAAUGAAAGAAGAGAAUGAAGUAAAUGAAUAGGAUACCUUUUAAUUGUUCAUUUUUUAAUCUUAAUUCUAUUUUUUUAUUCAUCUGUCGUAUGUCAUAGUUAUUUUAAGGGUGCUGAUUGGAACCUGCAAGUUUAUGGGGCUUUUUUUAGAUAAUAGAAUACUGACUAUCCUGUUGCUGUUUUAUGUGAACGCUACCCUAAGGGUGGAGCUAGUAUCGAAAUUGCGUCCCACGCUUAUAUCCAUGGGGUUCUUUACCUCGGGGUGAAGAGCCUUGGAUAAUUAGUAAUUGGAGACUUCCUCUCACGAGCUAGGCGAGACAAAUUUCAUUGAACUGUACAUGACGGGUAAAAGAAAAAAGAUUGCUAAAAGAAAUCAACCCUCUGUAUCCUGUGCGAAUCAGUCUCCCUUACCUUUGGAUCUUUCUUAAUAUACCUUGCACAUACGUGGAAA
Molecule: messenger RNA, 2892 nt
Organism: Cephus cinctus (wheat stem sawfly)
Lineage: Eukaryota; Metazoa; Arthropoda; Insecta; Hymenoptera; Cephidae
Product: chitobiosyldiphosphodolichol beta-mannosyltransferase
Exons: 14
Coding region: 105-2396 (763 amino acids)
Cellular component (GO): endoplasmic reticulum
Molecular function (GO): omega peptidase activity; mannosyltransferase activity
Source: RefSeq, a predicted model, not a curated record